Molecule: messenger RNA, 1020 nt
Organism: Eremothecium cymbalariae DBVPG#7215
Lineage: Eukaryota; Fungi; Ascomycota; Saccharomycetes; Saccharomycetales; Saccharomycetaceae
Gene: HIS2
Product: histidinol-phosphatase
Exons: 1
Coding region: 1-1020 (339 amino acids)
Biological process (GO): L-histidine biosynthetic process
Cellular component (GO): cytoplasm
Molecular function (GO): histidinol-phosphatase activity
Source: RefSeq, a predicted model, not a curated record
AUGUUUUCGCAUCAUUCUCAUUCAGGGGACUAUAUUUCACACGGAGUUGAUACGUUGGAUGCCAUAGUUGAAGAGGUUCAACGCAGAGGCUUCCACACAUACUGCCUUACUGAGCACAUGCCCAGGUUGGAAGAAACACUUCUAUACCCAGAGGAAAGAACUACAGAUAGCUUGAAUGAUCUAAAGCGACUACGAUUACAGUUUCAAAAAUAUCUAGAGCAUUCUCAGCGAAUAAAGAAACAAAUAGUAGAUGUAAAUCUUAUUGUCGGGAUGGAAGUGGAGGGCUGUAAUAGCAAGCAUAUUGGAUACGCAAGAGACUUAAUGGACCAGCACAAAGAAGUGCUUAAAUUUUGUGUUGGGUCUAUUCACCAUGUAAAUGAUAUACCUAUUGAUUACAACCAAGCUCUAUGGUUUGCAGCUUUAGAGAGCUCCGGUAAUAACUUGCGAAAGUUUCUCCUGGAUUACUUUGAAUUGCAAUAUGAUAUGUUGAAAACCUUAAAGCCCAAGGUAGUAGGUCACUUUGAUUUAAUCCGUCUUUUUAUGCCCGAGGACGGUAUGUUCGUAGAUAAAUCUACAGGAGAGGUCGCAUUUAGUGCAACCAAGGAUGACUUGGAUUUAGGAACAUGGACAAGGGUUAUGGACAUUUCUCCGUCUCUCAUUAGUAUUUGGAGUGACGUGGAAGCUGUCGUGAUUAGAAAUAUUGCCUUUAUAAAUUCAUAUAAGGGGCUGAUUGAAAUAAAUUCCUCGGGGAUACGUAAGGGUUUAGUGGAACCGUAUCCUCAUAGAGAUGUUGCAAACUUGGUUAAGAAAUAUGCGAACAGCAGGUUUGUUCUGAGUGAUGAUGCGCAUAGUGUAGCCCAGGUCGGCGUUGCAUACAAUAAGACUCUUCAAUAUAUUGAACAUGUCCUACAGUUACAAGGAAUCUAUUAUCUUUCAGAGAUUCAUAAUGGCGCUGAGUUAGAUGUAAAAUACAUGUCUCUUGGGGAAAUAAAGGCAAACAGUUUUUGGAAAUCAAAUUAA